Messenger RNA from Aspergillus nidulans FGSC A4, 2026 nucleotides. RefSeq names its product glutamine--tRNA ligase. The record is from RefSeq and is a predicted model, not a curated record. Gene Ontology annotation, molecular function: glutamine-tRNA ligase activity; ATP binding; nucleotide binding. Gene Ontology annotation, cellular component: cytoplasm. The coding region runs from base 69 to 1955 and encodes 628 amino acids. NCBI's taxonomy places the organism in Eukaryota, Fungi, Ascomycota, Eurotiomycetes, Eurotiales, Aspergillaceae. Gene Ontology annotation, biological process: tRNA aminoacylation; translation; glutaminyl-tRNA aminoacylation. The transcript has 5 exons.
CCACGCGUAUAUACAUUCUCUACGGCCAAUUGUCUUCUCCGCCUAUACUGGAAAAAUUGACAACCAACAUGACGGAAGCUCUUGCUGAGGCUACGGCCAAGCUGGUCCUCGACGAGGAGACCGGCGAGAUGGUCUCCAAGAACGAGCUCAAGAAGCGGACUCAGAAACGCGCCAAGAAGGCCGCCGCUGCCGCCGCGAAAGCAAACCAGGCCCAGAAGCCUGCGACGCCAAAGCCCAAAACUGAAGUGAAACCUGCGGAGGAAACCCCGCUGGACCCUGACGCCAUGUUCAAGCAGGGCUUCCUCGCCAAUGUCUUCCGCGAGCGCCCUAUGAAGCCGGUCCUCACUCGAUUCCCGCCCGAGCCGAACGGAUAUCUACACUUGGGACAUUGCAAGGCUAUUGCGGUAAACUUCGGUUUUGCGCGGUACCAUGGAGGAGAGACGAUCCUUCGGUUUGACGACACAAAUCCUGAAGCUGAGGAGGAGAAGUAUUUUACGGCUAUUGAGGACAUCAUUCAGUGGCUUGGAUUCAAACCUGCUAGAAUAACCCACUCGAGCGACCACUUCCAGAAGCUCUAUGAGCACGCCGAGAAACUCAUCCAGCUCGGAAAAGCCUACGUAUGCCACUGCAGCGAUACAGAAAUCAAGCUGCAGCGCGGCGGCGAGAACCACGGUGCGCGUUAUCGAUGCAAGGACGCGGAGCAGGAUGUCGAGACAAACCUCAAAAAGUUCAGGGACAUGAAGGAUGGCAAAUACGAACCCCAGACGGCGUUCUUGAGGAUGCGCCAGGACAUUGACAACCCCAAUCCUCAGAUGUGGGAUCUUGCCGCCUACCGAGUCCUGAAGAAGGAACACCACAAAGCGCCCGGCUGGGUUAUCUUCCCAACAUACGAUUUUGCGCACUGUCUCUGCGAUAGCUUCGAAGGAAUCACCCACAGUCUGUGCACGACUGAGUUCGUCUUGUCACGGGAAAGUUAUGAAUGGCUUAACUCGACUCUUGGAGUCUACGAGCCCAUGCAGCGCGAGUACGGCCGGUUAAACGUCAGUGGAACGAUCAUGAGCAAGCGAGGCCUGAAGAAGCUGGUCGACGGGGGCUAUGUUCGAGCAUGGGACGACCCCCGUCUGUACACUGUUAUUGCUCUCCGUCGACGCGGUGUCCCUCCGGAGGCUAUCUUGUCGUUUGUUAACGAGCUCGGGGUGACUACCGCUAACUCUGUCAUCAACAUCGCUCGUUUCGAACAGUCUAUCCGUACCUACCUCGAAUCGCGUGUACCCCGUCUUAUGCUCGUUCUUGACCCGCUCCCUGUUGUUAUUGAAGACUUUGAUACCCUCAGUGCAGAACAGCUCAACCUCGAUAUUCCUUUCUCGCCCAAAGACCCUGCGAUGGGCUCACACCAGGUCGGCUUCACCAAAACGGUCUACAUCGAUCGUUCUGACUUCCGAGAGGAAGAUGCCAAGGGUUACUUCCGUCUUGCACCUGGCAAGAGUGUCGGUCUGUGGAAGGCCCCGUACCCGAUCAAGGCGACCACCUUCACUAAGGAUGCCGAUGGAAAAAUCACGGAAGUUCGUGCCGUCCUGGACAAGGAUGGUGGAAAGCCAAAGACGUACAUCCACUGGGUCCCUGAGGGAUCGCGCAAGCUUGAAGUCCGCAUCCACGACCAACUGUUCAAGUCCGACGAGCCUGCCGCUGCCGAGGGUGGCUUCCUCGCGGACAUUAACCCGAACAGUGAGACCAUCUACGCAGACGCCAUGAUUGAGUCAGGUUUCGACGAGGUGCGGCGCAGGGCACCGUGGCCUGAAGCCGCGGGUGAGACGAGCGAGGGAACUCCUCGACCAGAGACUGUUCGCUUCCAGGGCAUGCGGGUGGCCUACUUUGCCAUGGACUCGGACUCCACCGACAGCCACGUUGUGCUCAACCGGAUUGUAUCCCUGAAACAGGAUACGGGCAAGGCGUAAUGACCGAUCAGGCGAUAACCCCGGCGAGACUUCAUCUAUCUCGUGGAAUGCCGGUAACUUGGGAAGGUAGA